GUUUAGCAUAGCUUGACAUAAGUAGGCUAGCAAGACAUGUUACAAUAGUUAGCCGAUGUACCUUUCUAAUGGGCUACAUUGGCUAGAUUUUAUAAAUUAAUGACACUUAGGGUUAUGUUUUGACUGAUUGGUUUAAUUGGUCAAGUACUCGUCUCAAGCAAAACAAUGAUGCUAACCUUAGGUAGAUUAGCGCUCAAACCGAUAGCUUUUAGUGACUACUAGGCAGUGCUAUGCUAUCCUGACUUUGUUGAUGUCAGCUAACCUCCGAGGUAUGUGUAAGCUAUAUUACGUUAACAGCAAAGAACAGCAAACUUGUGUUUGAAUGCUGUUCUGUCAUUUGAUCAGGAAUUCACUCCAACUGUAACAUUUGCGAAGUUACAGUGGGCUAUCCUUAUCCUGUCAGAGACGCUGCUUCGCAGCAAGUUUGAUAUUAGUCUGAUGACAGAUUUCGCCCUAGAGAUUGACAUAUGGAUGGUCUUCCCCUAGUUUUUGCAUGGUGAUACUCCAAAAUGGCCUUUAACUUCGGGGGCGGAGGCGGAUUCAGUUUUGGGACCCCGAAGACCACCGCUCCGGCUCCGCUUGCCACUGGCUUUGGGCUCCAGGCUAGUGCCCCAGCAGGCGGGGGAUUCACGUUCGGGACUCCCCAGCCCCAAGCUCAAGUUCAAGCCCAGGUCCAGGCCCAAGCUCAGGCUCAGGCUCAAGCUCAGGCCCAGGCCCAGGCCCAGGCCCAGGCCCAGGCGCAGGCUCAACACCAAGCUCAGGCCCAAGCCCACGCUCAACACCAAGCUCAGGCCCAAGCCCAUGCUCAGCACCAAGCUCAGGCUCAGGCCCAUGCCCAAGCUCAAGCUCAGGCCCAAGCUCAAGCUCAAGCUCAGGCUCAGGCUCAGGCCCAGGCCCAGAACACUGCACCUCAACUCACCAGCCUCCUCACACAGCCCACUCCAGGGAAUGGCGGUAUGACAACCACAGGGGGUUUUUCCUUUGGCACCCCCGCACAGAGCAGCACUACUGGAGGAGGAUUUUCAUUCGGGGGUGGUGCAGGUCUUCUUGGCACUUCUACUCCAAAACUUGGCCUUAGUAUGCCUGCGGCAUCCCAGGCGGCCCCCACCGGUGGGACCCUGGGUGGGACCCUGGGUGGGCUGGUGGCAUCCACAGGUGGGUCCGGCUUCUCCUUCGGAGGGCUCUCCACCCAAACCACAGCCCCUGCUCAGCCCCAGCCCCAAGCCCAGGCCAUGGGCAUGGCCAUGGGCAUGGGCACGGGCAUGGCCACGGGGAUGGCCACGGGGAUGGGGAUGGGGAUGGGCAUGGGCAUGGCCCAGCAGCCGCCUGGGGGGUUCAGCUUUGGCGCACCCAAGAUUCAGGCUACCACGGCUGCUCCAGUUCAGGCCCCUCCCUCUCUGUCGCUGGGUGGAACCACAGUCGGUCUCACUCUCGGUGGUGCCGCACCAGUUGCCACAGUUGCAGCAGCAGCAGCCACAACCCAAGGAGGAGGAUUCUCCUUUGGGAUGAAACCUGCAGCUACUCCGGCUCCUGCUAUGACUGCCAUAACUGCUGCUGUUGCAGCUAGCCAGGCCGCCCCCGGACCCUCCCUGUUUGCCACCCCCAUCACAUCCACUCCUGCCACAGGUUUUUCAUUGGCAGGUAUGACAACAGCUGCAGCCCCUGUGACCUCUACUGUAGCCAGCUUGGGCACGGGACUGAGCCUCAAACUGGGCACUGCUGCCGCCACCGCUGCCACCACAGCCGCUGCCACCACCACAGCAGCCGCCUCAAGCUUCGCCCUCGGCCCGAAGCCGGCAACCUCCGCAGCUCUUGUUGGCAUGGUGGCCGCUGCUCCUCUGACUACAGUUGCAGCUCCAGUGAGCACGGCCCCUGUGAUGACAUACGCACAGCUGGAGGGCCUGAUCAAUAAGUGGAGCUCCGAGCUGGAGGACCAGGAGCGGCACUUUCUCCAGCAGGCCACGCAGGUCAACGCCUGGGACCGGAUGCUGGUGGAGAACGGAGAGAGGAUCACAACUCUGCACAAAGACAUGGAGAAGGUGAAACUGGAUCAGAGAAGGCUCGACCAGGAGCUCGAUUUCAUCCUCUCCCAGCAGAAGGAGCUGGAGGACCUUUUGGGUCCAAUGGAGGAGUCUGUGAAGGAACAGAGCGGAACCAUUUACAUGCAGAACGCGGAUGAGGAAAGAGAGCGAACAUACAAACUGGCUGAGAAUGUGGACGCCCAGCUCAAGAGGAUGUCCCAAGACCUGAAGGAAAUCAUCGAGCAUCUCAACACCUCCAGUGGACCUGGGGAAAGCACCGACCCUCUUCAGCAGAUUUGCAAGAUCCUGAAUGCACACAUGGACUCACUGCAGUGGGUAGAGCAAAACUCAGUCCUGCUACAGAGACGAGUGGAGGAGGUAUCAAAGUUGUGUGAAAGUCGAAGCAAAGAGCAAGAGAAAAGUUUUCGUCUAAAUUUCCAGUGAUUUUUUUUUUUUUUUUUUUUUUGUUGUUUUUUUCUUUUAUAAUGCUCGCUGUUAAAAUGGGAUUUGUUUUGUUCCUCCUUUUUCCUGUUACGGAAAAAAUGCUUUUGCCUGUAUUAAUUAUGUUAUAAUAAAAGAUUAACUUUUUAA
Molecule: messenger RNA, 2612 nt
Organism: Clupea harengus (Atlantic herring)
Lineage: Eukaryota; Metazoa; Chordata; Actinopteri; Clupeiformes; Clupeidae
Gene: nup62l
Product: nucleoporin 62 like
Exons: 13
Coding region: 510-2465 (651 amino acids)
Biological process (GO): protein import into nucleus; RNA export from nucleus
Cellular component (GO): nuclear pore; nuclear pore central transport channel
Molecular function (GO): phospholipid binding; structural constituent of nuclear pore
Source: RefSeq, a predicted model, not a curated record